AUGGCUGAAGCUACGCCAGAAAUAACUCUUUAAGUGUAUGUAAAAGCAUUAGAAAAUUUACAAAAUGCUUAUGAAAUCCUCCACACGCCUUAUCCCAAUUUUAUGGUUGAGAGUACUAAAAUGAUGGUGUCUCCUGAAUAUCCAGUGGAAAUAAGAUUGAAGAUUGGGAUACUAUUGAAGGGUGUAUUGAUUGAAUAAUGGGAAUCAAUAUAGCCAUCACGAAAAGUGAUACGCGAACUCUUAUUGAACGGUCUUGUAAUGAAUGUUUCAAAUAUGCCAAUAAUUGAGUUAAUUGUAAUUUAAUUAAAAUACAUCUUAGUCAUCCAUAAUAGUGUAAAUAAUAUGUCUUGACCCAAGUCAUAUUUGGCCAAAUCCAUUGGUUGAAUUGUUAAAUUGGAUGGAUGACUUUAAUGCCAUAGAAUCAAGCUUAGAAUUAUUUUUGCAAUUAUUUGGAAAACUAAGCGAAACCAAUGGUGAAUAACAAACCUUAUGUAAAGAGAUUGUCCCCUCAGUCCUUGAGAAAGGCUUCAGUAUAUUCGCUUAGCCAGAAUUGAAUGAGAAGCUAAGAGAGAAAAUAUUGUUAUUGGUUUACUUGGUAUUCAGAUCAAUCUCCUUUGCUGAUGGAACUGACAAUUCAUUUGUCAACAAAUGUCUGGAUUCGACCUUUUAAAUAUGGAUGGUAAGAUCUUAUUUGCAUUAUUUAGUCGUUAUUUUUAUCUGCAUUAUAAACAUCUCCCAAAUCACAUAUUUUCAUCAAGAAGUUAGUGUUAAAGAUAUUGAUUGUUGUCUUUAGAGACUUUGGAGUUUACAGUAGAAAAUCAUUGUCAUUAUCAUUGAUUCCUGUCUGGAAAUUCUUCAAUUCCAUUACCUAGUUAUAUGUUGGCCACAUUGUAUACCAAAUCGAUAUUGAACACAUCGACAGUUUGUUUUCAGAGGAAUCCAAAGAACUGACUCAGACUAAUUAAAGAAUUAUCAAUCUGCAAAAUGGUAUUUAAAAUAUAUAGAAUUUAGAUAUCGAAUACAAGUAUUUAAAUGAAGAUGAUGAUUAUGAUAAUCACAUUGAGGGUCUCUGUGCCUAUUCAAUUGAAUUGAUUACUAUCUUAGUUACUAAGCCUGCUUUGUAUAACCUAAUUAAGUUUGGCACCUUCCCAUUAUUGAACACAUUGGCAACAUUCCUGAUUGCUACCAAAGAUUAGGAAAGAUAAUGGGUGAAAGAUCCCAGUUACUUCAUUCUCAACGACGAAGAAGAAUUGCUGUAGAAAAGUGUUAGAACCCUUGCCUUGAGAUUGAUCAAUGAUAUCAUUGAAAAAUAUGGAGACACCUUUGUUCAGUAGAUAUUAAUGGUAGGUGAGAAAUUGAUAUUGAAUCGUGAUGAAAAAGAGUUCAUCGAAUUGGCUCAAUAGAUCAUAUCAAAAUUGAAUUUCCAAGAAUUGAAAGGACAACAAUCCAAAGAAUUUGAUUAGGAUAGCGUAAUGUAAUUCAUGAAGACCUCUGCCAUCUAUGUGACUAAUGCAUUCUACUUAAAAUCCUUUAUUUAAAAACGAAAGGAGACUGGAUAUCUAUUGUUAGGUAGUUUCUCAGAAGAUAUUAUUGUUUUCCAGUAGAAACAUGAAAGCACUUUCGAUAUUAAGAAAUGUAUGCAGAACAUACUAAUUGAAUUGGAGAGAUAAAGUAUCAAGCCCUAUUUAUUUGAUUCUAGAUUCAAGUAGUUUAUAAGCUCGAGCCAUUUGGAGCACAACAAAGUACUCUGAGUUGAUUAGUCAUUAAUUUAAAGAAUUGCUAGUGCCCUUCUUCGAAUCAGUACUCAAUUAUUUAAAAUCUGAAUAUCCAAUCACCUUAAAAAUAGUGUCAGUCAAAGCAUUAGGAAAGUAAGCAUUUCACAAAUACUAGUUAUGCCACAAAAAUUAAUAAAUACAACAUUCCUUUUCAGUAUAAAGCAGAAAUAAUGGAUUUAAUAUUGUAAGUGUUACAAGAGGCUAGUCAAGAUUAAAUUAUCUAUGUCUUAGAAUCAACGAUUAAUUUAGUUAGAUUUUCAAGCAUUCUGGCUACCACCUUAGCUAAAAAUGGAUCCAAAAUUUUAUUAUCAUUCUUUAGUAUCUUUCAUACUGAAUCCAUCGUUAUUAAACAAUUUAAUGAAUUGAUAAUGAGGAUUUGUUAAUGCAAGGAAGCUUAUCCACAUAUUUUUGAUGUAAAUAUUACUACCAUCAUAAGGUAUUCUGUCCAUUUAUCAUGGAUUGCUUCUAAGUGUUUUAUGAAGAUAUGAAUAAAAUUUAGGAUAAAAGUAAGAUGAAACCAACAGACAUUGGAUUAAUGAGUGCAAUUAUGCAUCUGACUUCCAUUUUUAUCAAAUACUGUUCUGACAACAAGGCUUAAGAAGCAUUCAUUAAUUUAUUGCCAUCUAUGGUUAAUCUGAUUCUGAUUAAUGAAGAUCCACAAUUAUAAGUACACACUAGUUAAUGUCUAAAAAACUUCAUCAUUAUUGAGACUGGACAAAUUCUGAAAAUGUAAGUGUAUAAAUUAAUCUAAGGAAUCUUGUCUAAGAUGUUAUGAAAGUCAAUCUAAAAUUAUUGGAAGUGCCUCAGAACUCUGCUAAUGAAUCAGCAUCAUUAUUUGCUGGAAAUUUGGUGAUGAUUACAAUUAACAACUUAUUAGAUGGAAAUCCAGACAUUAACUUAUUAAAAUCUGUUGUCUUCAAGAUAUACAGAUCUAGAAUGCCAUCUACUGUCCAAUCCUUGGUUUUAGUGUAUGCCAGAAUGAUCAUCGAAAAACCAAAAGAAUCAAUCAAUUUCUUGACCUCUUGGAGCAUUGAUAAUAGAAUGGCUCUUAAGGUCUUAAUUGAUAAAUGGCUAUUGCAAUAACCUUUGUUCAGAGGAAAAGGCACUAAAAAUGCCACCUUCACUGCUCUAAUGAAACUCUUUUUAUUAAAGGAUAAGACCUUAGAGAAUCUAUUAGUUAUAGGCUACAAUCCCAGUCAUCAAAAUAUAAAUAGUGGUAUAACAAAUGCAUUUAUUAAUUAGAUGUCUAUGCUCCCUUCAAGAUAUUGUCCUUAUUGAUUAGAUGUUUAGAUAAUGAAAUCACCCCUCAUACUCAAAACAAUAAUGAUAUCAAAUAGGAAGAUGAAAGAUUAGAAGUUGAAGAUGAUGACGAGGAAGUGAUCAAAAAGGAUUAAUUUUAAGAUCAAGUUGAUGUUGAAAUUGAAAAGAUCAAAGAUGAUGAAGAAUAGGAUAUAGCAGAAAGAUUUGCUGUAUUUAUUUCUCAAUAUUAAGUCAUUGGAUCCAAAGGAAAAGAAGGACAAAGGAUUAGCAGAUCUUGAAACUGGCUCAACAUUGUAUAUGAGUGAAUUCUUAGAUUUCAAUUAAGAAGUUGGAGAAGAAUGCGAUGAAACUACUGAAGAAGAUUUAACUUAUCUUAAAGAUCCUUGUUUAAAUAUCAAUUUAGUGGUAUUUCUCUUAGAAAUAUAAAUCUUAGGAAGCCCUCAAAGACUUUUUCUAAAAUUUAGUAAAGAAUGAUCCAGAUUAUUUAAAAUUCUGUCUUAAAAAUUUGCUUAAAGAAGAUAUCAAUCUAUUAUAGAAAUAUAUCAAGCUUAAUUUCUGA
Paramecium octaurelia is the source of this 3594-nucleotide messenger RNA. The record is from the annotation of a GenBank genome assembly. Lineage: Eukaryota; Ciliophora; Oligohymenophorea; Peniculida; Parameciidae.